Molecule: messenger RNA, 3696 nt
Organism: Episyrphus balteatus (marmalade hoverfly)
Lineage: Eukaryota; Metazoa; Arthropoda; Insecta; Diptera; Syrphidae
Product: AF4/FMR2 family member lilli-like
Exons: 8
Coding region: 1-3696 (1231 amino acids)
Biological process (GO): chromatin remodeling; regulation of DNA-templated transcription
Cellular component (GO): histone methyltransferase complex
Molecular function (GO): transcription coactivator activity
Source: RefSeq, a predicted model, not a curated record
AUGGGAAUUAUUUUGGUAGUAUAUGGAGUGGCUGAAGAGAUAUCAAAUAAUGAAGUAGAAAAUGACAAUAUCAAUAAUGAUGACAGCAAAGAAAUGAUUUCUGGCGGAUUGAGACAAAUAUACUUUGUUAAAGGUGCACCUGGGCCCCCGGGGCCACCAGGCCAACCAGGUUUACCUGGUAAUCAAGGUAUGAAAGGACCAAGAGGUGACCGAGGAUCAGCUGGUGUAACUGGACCAAGAGGUCCAAUGGGAAAACAAGGGCCUAUGGGUCGACGAGGGGGACAAGGGAUUGACGGUCCUAGAGGACCAUUUGGUCCACCUGGAAAUGCAGGACCACCUGGACCAAUGGGUGGAAAAGGACGUCCUGGUCCACCUGGACCACCUGGACCGCCAGGACCUCCUGGAACAAGAACGACAGCAGCAACAACAAGCACAACUGCACCACAACAACAACACCAACCACUACGACUACAACGACCCCGGCAACAACAACUACAACUACAACUGAAGCAACUCCAACAACAACCACAACUACUACUGAAGCCACAACAACAACAACGCCAACCACUACAACAACAACAACCCCGGCAACAACAACAACAACUCCAACAACCACCACUACUACCACGGAAGCCACAACAACAACAACACCAACCACUACUACAACAACGACCCCGGCAACAACAACUACAACUACAACUGAAGCAACUACAACAACUCCAACAACAACCACAACUACUACAGAAGCCACAACAACAACAACGCCAACCACUACAACAACAACAACCCCGGCAACAACAACAACAACUCCAACAACUCCAACAACAACCACUACUACUACGGAAGCCACAACAACAACAACACCAACCACUACCACAACAACAACCCCGGCAACAACAACUACAACUACAACUGAAGCAACUACAACAACUCCAACAACAACCACAACUACUACCGAAGCCACAACAACAACAACGCCAACCACUACAACAACUACAACCCCAGCAACAACAACAACAACUCCAACAACAACCACUACUACUACGGAAGCCACAACAACAACAACACCAACCACUACCACAACAACAACCCCGGCAACAACAACUACAACUGAAGCUACUACAACAACAACAACUCCAACAACAACCACAACUACUACAGAAGCCACAACAACAACAACACCAACCACUACAACAACAACAACCCCGGCUACCACAACAACAACCACUACUACUACAGAAGCCACAACAACAACAACAACACCAACCACUACAACAACGACAACUCCUGCAACAACCACUAGUACUACGGAAGCCACAACAACAACAACACCAACCACUACAACAACAACAACCCCGGCAACAACAACUACUACUACGGAAGCCACAACAACAACACCAACCACUACCACAACAACAACCCCCGCAACAACGACUACAACUACAACUGAAGCUACUACAACAACAACUCCAACAACAACCACAACUACUACAGAAGCCACAACAACAACAACACCAACCACUACAACAAGUACAACUCCCUAUCCUGUCAAUAUGCGUUGUUGGGAAAGAAUACUCAAGCGAAGAAAUAAACAACUUCGAUGGCAAUAAGGUUGAUAGCAAUAGCGGUGAAAACGAAAUAAUGGCAAGUAACAGUAUGAGACGAAUUAUCUUUAGUAAGGGAGCCCCGGGCCGCAGAGGACUUCCAGGAAGGCCCGGCUUUCCAGGGCAAAGAGGUCUAAAAGGAUUUAAGGGUGAUCCAGGAAAUUCUGGAUAUAUGGGACCGAAGGGAGCAACAGGAAGAACUGGUGAGAGGGGCCCACGUGAACCACAAGGGCCACCAGGAUCUCGGGGAUUACGUGGUAGAAACGGAUACCCAGGUGAUUUUGGACCAAGUGGCUUAAAAGGACGUCCAGGCAGACCUGGACCACCUGGGCCACCAGGACCACCUGGACGAAGGACAACAACACCAAGAACAACCGCACCAACAACUGCAGCAGCUGCCACGACUACAUCAACCUCUUCAACAACAACUACAGAAGCUACAACAACACCAACCACAACAACAACAUCACAACAACUACCACGGCAGCAACAACAACAACAACACCAACCACUACAACAACAACAACACCAGCCACAACAACAACUACUCCCACAACAACCACUACUACAACGGAUGCCACAACAACACCGGAAGCAACAACAACUACUCCAACUGCAACCACUACUACCACGGCAGCAACAACUACAACAACAUCAACAACUACAACAACAACACCGACAACAACAACAACUACUCCAACAACAACCACUACUACCACGGAAGCCACAACAACAACAACACCCCACAACAACAACAACACCAACCACUACUACAACAACAACACCGGCAACAACAACUACUACUCCAACAACCACCACUACUACCACGGAAGCCACAACAACAACAACUACUCCAAAAACAACCACUACUACAACGGAAGCCACAACAACACCAACCACUACAACAACAACAACACCGGCAACAACAACUACUACACCAACAACCACCACUACUACCACGGAAGCCACAACAACAACAACACCAACCACUACUACAACAACAACACCGGCAACAACAACUACUACUCCAACAACCACCACUACUACCACGGAAGCCACAACAACAACAACUACUAAAACAACAACCACUACUACAACAGAAGCCACAACAACAACACCAGCAACUACUUCGACAACACCGUUAAUAGAUGUAACUAUAGACAUUGGAGGAGGAGGAACAACUACCACGGCAGCCACAACAACAACAACCACUACUACCACGGAAGCCACAACAACACCAACCACUACAACAACAACAACACCGGCAACAACAACUACUACUCCAACAACCACCACUUCUACCACGGAAGCCACAACAACAACAACUACUCCAACAACAACCACUACUACAACGGAAGCCACAACAACACCAACCACUACAACAACACCGGCAACAACAACAACUACUCCAACAACAACCACUACUACCACGGAAGCCACAACAACACCAACCACUACAACCACUACUACAACAGAAGCCACAACAACAACAACACCAGCAACUACUUCGACAACACCGUUAAUAGAUGUAACUAUAGACAUUGGAGGAGGAGGAACAACUACCACGCCACAACAACAACUACACCAACCACUACUACAACAACAACACCGGCAACAACAACAACGACUCCAACAACCACCACUACUACCACGGAAGCCACAACAACAACAACUACUCCAACAACAACCACUACUACAACAGAAGCCACAACAACAACACCAGCAACUACUUCGACAACACCCCACAACAACAACAACUACUCCAACAACUACCACUACUACCACGGAAGCCACAACAACAACAACACCAACCACUACGACAACUACAACUACUUCAACUACACCGCCACCUUUAAUUGAUGUGGAUGUGAACAUUGGAGGAUCUUCAUCGACCACGACUACAUCAGCAACAACAACAACGAACACUCCUUCAACCACAACAACAACAACAACUACUACUCCCUCAACGACAUCUAGUUCUUCGGAUGCUUCAACAACAACAACAACUCCAACUACAACGACAACUAGCUCUUCUUCCACAACUACAACAACUACUACACAAUCACCACUAGUAAAUGUAGAUGUAGGUUAA